AUGCCGACGUUCAUGGAGGCGUUCUGGAGCUUGGCCUCCCACGACAUCACGGACACGCUCGACAAGGUCGUCGAGCGCGUGCUGGGCGACCAGUCGGUGGACGCAACGGGGCGCCGACGCCGCGCGGAGGCACUGCGGGACCUGGGCGCGGCGUUCGUGGCGCAGGCGGAGGCGGUUGCCGCCCCAGCCCGCGCGCGGGGCGCCGCGGCGGGCGGCGUGGCUGGCCAGGACGAUGACGAGGCCAAGCGGAGAAGAUUCGAGGAGGCUUUCGUGGCUUCCAUGGGCGGCCCCGGAGGCCGCCCGGACGAGUAG
Molecule: messenger RNA, 312 nt
Organism: Prorocentrum cordatum
Lineage: Eukaryota; Dinophyceae; Prorocentrales; Prorocentraceae
Source: the annotation of a GenBank genome assembly